AGGAGGACGAGGAGGACGAGGAAGAAGAGGAGAAAGAGGAGACAGACGUCAGCAGCUUGCCCUUCACUGUUAUUGUGAAGAGUGAAGAUGAGGAAGAGGAACCCCACAUGUCACAGCCUCGUCACGUCAAAACUGAAUACGGCCAAGAAGCAGAACCCCCCACCUGCAGCUCAGCUCAGCAGAUAAAAACAGAACACAGUGGAGAGGACCGCAGGAGACCAGAACCAGACUGGAACCCAGAUCCAAGAUGGCGUUUUCGGCUAAACAAUAAAGACAAGGUUUCGGACUCCUCUGAGACUGAAGCAAGCAACGAUAACACAAAUAAUGAUGAUGUUGCUGAAAAUGAUAAUGAUGAAGAUGAAGAUGAAAAUGAUGAUGAUGAUAGCGAUGAUGACCCUGAUUGGCAGGGCCCUUUGUCAGGUUCUGAACCUGAAACUGGAACUGAAAAGAGUGGUAACGGUCUGAAGCAGAUCAGAACACGUAGUUCUGGUACCAACGGGGAACAAAACGUAGAUUCGGAGACAAAAAGAUUUAAAAAAGGAACCCAGUUCAGCUGUAGUGACUGUGGACAAAAUUUCACCUGUAAAUCAAAUCUUAGAGCACAUCGAUCCGUUCACACUGGUGGCAAACCUUACAUUUGUGAUGUUUGUGGGAAAAGAUUUAAAAAGCGAGUCCAUCUUACAGAUCAUGAUAGAGUCCACACAGGAGAGAAGCCAUUUGGUUGUGAUCUGUGUGGUAAAAGAUUCAAACGCAAGUCCUAUCUUAAACCUCACAUGAUCGCWCACGCUGGACAGAGAGCACAUACCUGUGAUCUCUGUGGGAAAGGAUUUUUAGCAAAGAAGGCUCUCAAGGUACACAUGAGGAUCCACACUGGAGAGAGACCAUUUGUCUGUGAUGUUUGCGGUCGAGGAUUUAAUAAAAAGUCCAAUCUUAAAAAGCACACGAGUGUCCACACAGGAGAGAGACCAUUUUACUGUGGGUUUUGUGAAAAGGGAUUUAAAACUCAGUUUGACCUUAAAAGACACAUCAGUGUCCACACUGGAGAGAAACCGUUUGUUUGUAGUGUUUGUAGUAAACGAUUUUCACUACAAGAAACUCUGAGAAGACACAUGGGUGUUCAUACGGGUGAUAAACCAUUUAGUUGUAGUGAGUGUGGUAAAAGUUUUUUGGAGAAGAAGCAGGUAAAACAACACAUGCAAGUCCACACAGGAGAGAAAUCUGAAAACAAGGUCAAACCAGUAGAUAAACCAUUUGCUUGUACUAAGUGCAGAAGAAGAUUUCAAACGGAGUCAAAUCUUGAAACUCACAUGGGGGUCCACUCAGAAGAGAGACCAUUUCAAUGCAGAAUUUGUGAAAAAAGGUUUAAAACUCAKUAUGAUCUUAAAAGGCACAUGACGGUCCAUAGUGGGGAGAAACCAUUUGGUUGUAGCAUUUGUAACAGAAGAUUUUCUCGGCAAGAGUUUCUGAAGAGACACAUGGUUGUUCACUCAGGUGAGCAGCCUUUUGGGUGUGAUAUCUGUGGUUUUAAAUUCAAAUAUAAGGCUGAUGUUGUAACGCACAUGAUGGCCCAUCAUGAGACUGUGGAAGAGCGCACUUCUCACUGAAGUUUCUCAUACGGAACUAUGAGAGAAAUCACUUUAGGGAAAGGGAAGUUUUAUCUAACAUGAAAUCUGAUGUUUGUGGACUAAGAUUAAGCUGAAAAUGACACCAAAGGCUCCGCACUUUUGCAACAGUUGGGGCUUGUAGUACUUUAACUGGAAUCCACUAAUAAAGACAUUUUGCCCUU
Molecule: messenger RNA, 1786 nt
Organism: Austrofundulus limnaeus
Lineage: Eukaryota; Metazoa; Chordata; Actinopteri; Cyprinodontiformes; Rivulidae
Product: zinc finger protein 436
Biological process (GO): regulation of transcription by RNA polymerase II
Cellular component (GO): chromatin; PcG protein complex; transcription regulator complex
Molecular function (GO): DNA-binding transcription factor activity, RNA polymerase II-specific; RNA polymerase II cis-regulatory region sequence-specific DNA binding
Source: RefSeq, a predicted model, not a curated record